Molecule: messenger RNA, 2050 nt
Organism: Andrographis paniculata
Lineage: Eukaryota; Viridiplantae; Streptophyta; Magnoliopsida; Lamiales; Acanthaceae
Product: probable pectinesterase/pectinesterase inhibitor 34
Exons: 4
Coding region: 48-1862 (604 amino acids)
Biological process (GO): cell wall modification
Molecular function (GO): pectinesterase inhibitor activity; pectinesterase activity
Source: RefSeq, a predicted model, not a curated record
UUCGUCUUCCCCACACUCUCACUCAUUCUGCACUUUACCUUCCUCAAAUGGAGUACGGCAGGCUCGAAAAACCGGAAUCCGCCGCCGCAACACGGAGCCUCACCGUCGACGACUACAACUACAACAACCGCGCUCCAAAUCGCUUCAAGCUCAACUUCAUUCUGUUCCUCGCUACCACGCUCCUCGUCGCCUCCGCCGUCUCCGCCGCGCUCGUUUUUUUCUCACGAAAUCGAGUGGAUGAUUCCGGCGCCGGCGCCGGCGGAAGAGUGCACGCUCACCGUCCUUCGCAGGCGAUUUCCCGAGCAUGCGGCAGAACGAGGUACCAGAGCCUCUGUUUUAAUUCGCUCCUGAACUUUCCCGGGGGCGCCGCCGCCUCCGACAAGGACCUCGUCCACAUCUCCGUCAAUGUCACUCUGCAGAAAUUCGGUCAGGCGCUCUACUCCGUCUCCGAGAUUUCUAAUCUAAAUAUGGAUCCGCACGUCAGGUCGGCGUACGAGGACUGUUUGGAGCUUCUCGACGAUUCCGUGUCUCUCCUGGCGCGGUCGCUCAGCUCCGUCGGCGGCGGCGGCGGUGGUGGUUCGCCGCAGGACGUGUUAACCUGGCUCAGCGCCUCCUUGACGAACCAGGACACGUGCACCGAAGGCUUCGAUCAAGUAAACGGUUACGUGAAGAAUCAACUCUCCAAUCGAUUGAAGGAUCUCUCGGAGCUCGUGAGCAAUUGUCUCGCGAUAUACGCCGCCGCCGCCGGGGACAAGGAUUUCGCCGGAGUUCCGAUACAAAAUCGCCGGCGCCGAUUGCUGAGCAGCGACGGCAAAGGCAAAGCCGAACAAAAUUUCAACCGCCACCAGUUUCCGACGUGGUUAAAUCGCAGAGAGAGAAUGCUGCUGGAUGCGCCAGUUUCCGCCAUUAAAGCCGACGUGAUCGUCUCCAAGGACGGCAACGGAACGGUCAAAACCAUAGCCGAGGCCAUUAAAAAGGCGCCGCAGUACAGCAGCCGGAGAUUCAUCAUUUACGUGAAGGCAGGAAAGUAUGAAGAGAGUAUUCUCAAAGUGGGGAGGAAGAAGACGAACGUGAUGUUCAUCGGGGACGGAAAGGGCAAAACCGUCAUUACGGGUGGCAAAAGCAUCCAGGAUAAUAUAACCACCUUCCGCACAGCUACUUUCGCUGCAACUGGCGCCGGAUUCAUUGCAAGGGACAUGACAUUCGAGAACUAUGCCGGCCCGGGGCGGCACCAGGCGGUGGCCCUCCGCGUCGGCGCCGACCACGCUGUGAUCUACCGGUGCAACGUGAUCGGUUACCAGGACACGCUCUACGCGCACUCACAGCGCCAAUUCUACCGCGAGUGCGACAUCUACGGCACCGUCGACUUCAUGUUCGGCAACGCGGCCGCCGUGUUCCAAAACUGCACGAUCCACGCCCGCAAGCCGAUGCCCUAUCAGAAGAACACAAUCACGGCCCAAAACCGAAAGGACCCGAAUCAGAACACCGGCAUGUCGAUCCACGCUUGCCGGAUCGUCGCCGAGUCCGAUCUCCAAAUCACCAAGUCGGCCUACCCGACCUUCCUCGGCCGGCCGUGGAAGCUCUUCUCUCGGGUCGUCUACAUGCAGUCGUACAUCGGCGACCACGUCCACCCGAGGGGGUGGCUCGAGUGGAACGCCACGUUUGCAUUGGACUCGUUGUAUUACGGCGAGUAUAUGAACUAUGGCCCCGGGGGGGCCAUAGGCCAGCGCGUCAAGUGGCCCGGGUAUCGGGUGAUCACUUCGCCGGAGGAGGCCGGAAAGUUCACCGUGGCGCAGUUUAUAUAUGGCUCGUCGUGGCUGCCCUCGACCGGUGUUGCGUUCUUGGCCGGCUUAUCGACCUAAAUCGAACCGAAUCGAAUCGAAUCGACUCAAAUUUAAUUGAAAUGGGUUGUCCAAAAAAAAUAUUGUAUUAAUGAUUGGAUGGAUAGGAAGUACAUGAAAUUUGAGUAUAGUGAAUAAUUUGAUGUGUUGUAUCAUAUAUAUUUAUAUAUAUAUAUAUGGUAUGAAUAGUAAAUGUAUAUUUGAUUUGA